GGGUGGGAUGAAGAAAGUCGGUGUGAGCGAGGCCGGGUUGGAGGAGGGGUUCAGGCCUGUCCUCCCCAGCGGCUGGGGCAGCAACAACGCCGGCCGCCGCCGUCGCCCCUGGGACGCGGAGGAGGAGGAGUGGCUGGAGGAGUAGGAGGAGGAGGUGGGCCUGGGGAGCGGGAUGUCCAGCGCUACGACUUGCUGGUGAAUGCUGAGGAGAGUCGCGGUUGCUGCAGUCUGUGCCACCGGGAGGAAGUUGCGGUGUGAGGCCGGCCGGGAGCUUACGGCUCUGGGGCGAAUCGAAGCACGGGGUCUGUGCGAAGAAUCAGCGAAACACUUUCCUACGCUGACCAUGCCUGGAAGAAACAAGGCGAAGUCCACCUGCAGUUGCCCGGACCUGCAGCCCAAUGGACAGGACUUGGGCGAGAGCGGCCGGGUUGCCCGUCUUGGAGCUGAUGAAUCUGAGGAUGAGGGACGGUCUCUCAGUAAUGUCGGGGACCCUGAGAUCAUCAAGUCUCCCAGCGAUCCCAAGCAGUACCGAUACAUCAAAUUACAGAAUGGCUUGCAGGCACUUUUGAUUUCAGAUCUAAGUAAUGUGGAGGGUAAAACAGGAAAUGCAACAGAUGAAGAGGAGGAGGAGGAAGAGGAGGAGGAGGAGGAGGAAGAUGACGACGACGACGACGAUGACGACGACGACGACGAUGAUGACGAAGACUCUGGAGCUGAGAUACAGGACGAUGAUGAAGAAGGCUUUGAUGAUGAAGAGGAAUUUGAUGAUGAGGAACAUGAUGAUGAUGAUCUUGAUAAUGAGGAAAAUGAACUGGAAGAAUUGGAAGAGAGGGUGGAAGCCAGAAAGAAAACUACUGAGAAACAGUCUGCAGCGGCUCUGUGUGUUGGAGUUGGGAGCUUUGCUGAUCCAGAUGACCUGCCUGGACUGGCACACUUUUUGGAGCACAUGGUAUUCAUGGGUAGUUUGAAAUAUCCAGAUGAGAAUGGAUUUGAUGCCUUCCUCAAGAAACAUGGAGGUAGUGAUAAUGCCUCAACUGAUUGUGAACGCACAGUCUUUCAGUUUGAUGUCCAGAGGAAGUAUUUCAAGGAAGCCCUGGAUAGAUGGGCCCAGUUCUUCAUCCACCCACUGAUGAUCAGAGAUGCAGUUGACCGAGAGGUCGAAGCCGUGGACAGUGAGUAUCAGCUUGCAAGACCUUCUGAUGCAAACAGAAAAGAAAUGUUGUUUGGAAGCCUUGCUAGACCUGGACAUCCUAUGGGGAAGUUUUUUUGGGGAAAUGCUGAGACACUCAAGCAUGAACCAAAGAAGAAUAACAUUGAUACACAUGCCAGACUGAGAGAAUUCUGGAUGCGUUACUACUCUGCUCAUUACAUGACCUUAGUUGUUCAGUCUAAAGAAACCCUGGACACUUUGGAAAAGUGGGUGACUGAGAUCUUCUCUCAGAUACCAAACAAUGGACUACCUAAACCAAACUUCAGCCACUUAACGGAUCCUUUUGACACACCAGCAUUUAACAAACUUUAUAGAGUUGUUCCAAUCAGAAAAAUCCAUGCUCUGACCAUCACGUGGGCACUUCCACCUCAACAGCAACAUUACAGGGUGAAGCCACUUCAUUAUAUUUCCUGGCUUGUUGGACAUGAAGGCAAAGGCAGCAUUCUUUCUUACCUUAGAAAAAAGUGUUGGGCUCUUGCAUUGUUUGGUGGAAAUGGUGAAACUGGUUUUGAGCAAAAUUCUACUUACUCAGUGUUCAGCAUUUCUAUCACGUUGACCGAUGAGGGAUAUGAGCAUUUUUAUGAGGUUGCUCACACUGUCUUCCAGUAUUUAAAAAUGCUGCAGAAGCUAGGUCCAGAAAAAAGAGUUUUUGAAGAGAUUCAGAAAAUCGAGGAUAAUGAAUUUCAUUACCAAGAACAGACAGAUCCAGUCGAGUACGUGGAGAACAUGUGUGAGAACAUGCAGCUGUACCCACGUCAGGACUUUCUCACCGGAGAUCAGCUUCUGUUUGAGUACAAGCCAGAAGUUAUUGCUGAGGCCCUUAAUCAGCUGGUUCCCCAGAAGGCAAAUCUUGUUCUUCUGUCUGGUGCUAAUGAGGGAAGAUGUGACCUCAAGGAGAAGUGGUUUGGGACUCAGUAUAGCAUAGAAGAUAUUGAAAACUCUUGGACUGAACUAUGGAAGAGUAAUUUUGACUUAAAUCCAGACCUUCAUCUUCCAGCUGAAAAUAAGUACAUAGCCACGGACUUUACACUGAAGGCCUUCGAUUGCCCUGAAACUGAAUACCCUGCAAAAAUUGUGAAUACUCCACAAGGUUGCCUGUGGUAUAAGAAAGACAAUAAAUUCAAAAUCCCCAAAGCCUACAUACGAUUUCAUCUGAUCUCACCUUUGAUACAGAAAUCUGCAGCAAAUGUUGUCCUCUUUGACAUCUUUGUCAAUAUUCUCACUCAUAACCUUGCUGAACCAGCCUAUGAAGCUGAUGUGGCACAGCUGGAGUAUAAACUGGUAGCUGGAGAACAUGGUUUAAUUAUUCGAGUGAAAGGAUUCAACCACAAACUACCUCUGCUCUUUCAGCUCAUUAUUGACUACCUGACUGAGUUCAGUUCCACACCCGCUGUCUUUACCAUGAUAACUGAGCAACUGAAGAAGACCUACUUCAACAUCCUCAUCAAGCCCGAGACUCUGGCCAAAGAUGUGCGGCUUUUAAUUCUGGAAUAUUCCCGCUGGUCUAUGAUUGACAAGUACCGAGCUUUGAUGGAUGGCCUUUCCCUUGAUUGUCUGCUAAACUUUGUCAAGGAUUUUAAAUCCCAACUCUUUGUUGAGGGCCUGGUCCAAGGGAAUGUCACCAGCACGGAAUCUAUGGAUUUCCUAAAAUACGUUGUUGACAAGCUGAACUUCAUGCCCCUGGAGCGGGAGAUGCCUGUGCAGUUCCAGGUGGUGGAGCUGCCAAGCGGCCACCACCUAUGCAAAGUUAGAGCUCUGAAUAAAGGGGAUGCCAACUCUGAAGUCACUGUGUACUACCAGUCAGGUACGAGGAGUCUGAGAGAAUAUACUCUGAUGGAGCUGCUUGUGAUGCACAUGGAAGAGCCCUGCUUCGACUUCCUUCGAACCAAGCAGACCCUGGGGUACCACGUCUACCCGACCUGUAGAAAUACAUCUGGGAUUCUAGGAUUUUCUGUAACUGUUGGGACUCAGGCAACCAAAUACAACUCUGAAACUGUUGACAAGAAGAUAGAAGAAUUUCUUUCCAGCUUUGAGGAGAAGAUUGAGAACCUCACAGAAGAUGCAUUCAAUACUCAGGUCACAGCUCUGAUCAAGUUGAAAGAGUGUGAGGACACCCACCUUGGGGAGGAGGUGGACAGGAACUGGAAUGAAGUGGUGACACAGCAGUAUCUCUUUGACCGCCUUGCCCAUGAGAUUGAAGCACUGAAGUCUUUCUCAAAGUCAGACCUGGUCAGUUGGUUCAAGGAUCACAGAGGACCUGGAAGUAAAAUGCUCAGUGUUCAUGUUGUUGGAUAUGGGAAGUAUGAACUGGAUGAGGAUGGUGCCCCUUCUGGUGAGGAUUCAAAUUCUUGUGAAGGGAUGCAGCUAACCUACCUGCCACCCUCUCCUCUCCUGGCAGAAUCCACCAUCCCCAUUACUGACAUCAGGGCCUUCACAGCAACACUCAGCCUCUACCCCUACCAUAAAAUAGUCAAAUAAACUGCAGUCUCAUUGGCCUGAAAUGACGUGUGUAAAGACGUGUGUGCAUUUUAUGGAGUUACACUUCUGCCUUAGGGCUUCCGUUGGAGUUUUGCGAUGGCAACCUAGAAUUUGAUUUACUUUUACCCUUCUUCUACAAGACUAACCCAGAGUUACUGCACUGGAUGGCAAUGAGAUAGAAGCCAAGUGUGACCUCAACACUUGUGUCAACAACGCAGGGGCCCCUGGCCUGUGUCCUCUGAGGAGAACCCAGUUCUUGUGUGCUUAUAUAUAAUUAAUUUGUUAAUUAAUAGCACCAAACUGCCCUGGUUUUGUUCUUUAAUGUAUUUUAAAAUAAACAUAAUUCUGUAUUUCCCUUCA
Messenger RNA from Arvicanthis niloticus (Nile rat), 4048 nucleotides. It is a transcript of the gene Nrdc, whose product is annotated as nardilysin convertase. NCBI's taxonomy places the organism in Eukaryota, Metazoa, Chordata, Mammalia, Rodentia, Muridae. Gene Ontology annotation, biological process: proteolysis. The record is from RefSeq and is a predicted model, not a curated record. Gene Ontology annotation, molecular function: metalloendopeptidase activity; metal ion binding.